Nematostella vectensis (starlet sea anemone) is the source of this 2029-nucleotide messenger RNA. RefSeq lists its product as uncharacterized. The transcript has 9 exons. Gene Ontology annotation, molecular function: protein binding; calcium ion binding. The coding region runs from base 270 to 1424 and encodes 384 amino acids. Gene Ontology annotation, cellular component: myosin II complex. NCBI's taxonomy places the organism in Eukaryota, Metazoa, Cnidaria, Anthozoa, Actiniaria, Edwardsiidae. The record is from RefSeq and is a predicted model, not a curated record.
UAUUCCAAGUGCUUUAUAUAAGUCUCAUUCUCUAAACUUUGGUAAUAAACACUAUCUUUGCUGUAUAAAUGAAAUAGAUUUUUGCGUACAAAUUCACAUAGGACCAGUCUUUUAUGCAAUCUCCUAUGGUGUUUAUCUGUCAGAUAAUGUCAGGGAAGCGAUUUAUUGUCGUAAUUUGCUUCGAGCUCUAAAAAUUAUUGUCCACGCUGAAAAGUUUCUAAAUCACACAAAGAAACGCGAGGCUUCGCUCAAAUUUCACUACUUUUAAGAUGAUGUGGUUCCUUGAGGUUCUGAGCGAUAUUUCUAACUUUAGUAGUAGUCACGCUUCAUCUACAGAGACGGCGGUUCAUGAGACCGACUCCGAGCCCCAAAAUGAAGACAAGUCAGUGAUACCGAGUAUUAGUUACGGGCUGGGAAUCGAGAACAAGGGACUUGAGCCCGAGAGCAUCGAGCAGCCUGGACAGCAGAUCCUGCAGUUUCCGCGCCCUCUCUCAUCCAUCGAAGACAAACAACUCAGCAGACUGGCGGAGCACGACACGUGGACACAAAAUGGUCCUCGUCCCAGGGCACUCUCAGCAUCGUUCAGUCGAGCGGGUAACCUGAGAGGUUUCAUCCGGGGACUAAAGAAAGAGCCUGAGAUCGAGGCUGUUGAGAUAAGACGAGGUUACAAAGGUGAAUUAGGGUUUAUGAUAGAGGGAGGGGUCGAUGAGCCACGUGGAGACAGAGAGCCUGGAAUAUUUGUCAAGUCGGUGAUGCCUGGGACGCACUCGUACGGUAAAGUUCUCCCUGGAGACAGAAUACUCUCGGUCAAUGGGGUCAAUAUAGCAAAUGCUACUCGCAAACAAGCCAAACUUAUAAUCUCAAAAGCUAUGAGUCGUACAGUUCAGUUUACCAUCAAGCGAGCAUCGAAACGCCAGCAAACUGUGGACAAUGCCUUGACGUUCACAGACCAAGAGGCAGCGAAGUUGUUCAGCAGAGAGCAGAUUGAGGAGUUUGAAGAUGCGUUCUCCGUGUAUAACAAGGAUGGCUCUGACAACAUCAAGACGACGUUAGUGUUUAACCUGAUUCGAUCACUUGGACACAAUCCACCUGAACAUGAAGUCUGGGAGUAUCUUAACGAGUUGGGCCUUACAGCAAAUUCCAAGCUGAAAUUCCGCGACUUUGUCAAGCUGAUGGCUGUCAUCAUCACCGAGCAAAAUACAGAAAAAGAGAUCAACAGCGCCCUCAAUGUCUUCGAUACGGACCAGCGGGGUUACAUCACAGUAGAAGAGCUUGUAGAAGCCAUAGACAGGAUGCCUGGCCGCUCUCGCAUAAGGGACUGGGAACUAAAGGAGAUUGUGCGUAAGGCAGAUCCGGCUCAACGAGGGAUGAUUCCUAUCAAAGAAUUCAGAAAUCUUCUUCUCCCAUCGAUAUCAUUAUAUUAGUAUCAAUGCCCAAAGUCAGCUUAAUGCAGCAUUUUGGAAGACCCAGUGCCUGCACCCAUAAAUAUUUUAUUAUCCAAGUAAAGCAGUCUGGCAAGCUAAAGCUUCUUCAAUGGUAGAGGCGAAACGAGGGCGAUCAGUCUAGGCUAUAGCGCUUGAUCGCGUUUCCUGUGGUCGAAAUGCCGUGACUUUACAAAAAACGGGGUUCGUCCCAGAGCGGGGGCACUUCCUUACGGUUUAUCUGCGAGUAUUUAUAAGCCGUAAGAACACCUGGAACUGAACUGUGGGACACGCAAAAUUCAUUCAGUAAGAGGGGUAGGAGAGGAGAGAGAUUAUUCAUUGGGGCCGCGUAACUGCUUCAGGUUGGAGGGGAGCAGCUCCGUGACUCUUAAAUCUAGUAACUGCUGAACUUUGUUUUCUUUACGAAGCUUUGGUGAUCGAGAAAAUGCAAAUAUACAAAAAGACGUUCGUGCGCCUUAUUUUAUGCAAAGUUUAAUGUGCCAGUAAUACGUACUAAUCACCUAUUUGAUAAUUCUAAUUUUAUGAAAAAGAAUGUCGAUUAUCUUUUUUGUUUUGACUAAUAAACUUGAGUCUUUGUAUUUUUUAAA